AUGAAAAUCUUGGUGCUUUGUUUAAUAGCAUUAGCUAUAGCAGACAAAUUCGAUCAAUUCAGAGCAUUUGAUGAGGAUGAAUUUGGUAGAACAUUGAUUGAUACAUUAUAAAUGCAAAUGAGUACAGGUGAACCAAUUGCUCGUUUUAUCGAAAUUAUGAGAAACCUUGAGACUUCAAUUGAGAAUGAAUAAAAAGAAGAUGAUAAAGCCAAUAAUGAAUAUUAAAAUUAAUGCACAGAGGACAUCAAAAUUUUAUAAUAAGAAAGUGCCAAUUUAGAGAGAAGAACAGUUGAAAUUCAAUCAAUUUUGGAUGAAUUAGAACCAUUAAGAUCAUACAAAUAAGGAUAAGCUGAUGCUAAGAAUGCAUGGAAAGUAGAAACAGAAAAGAAAUUAGCUGAUUUAGUAAAGAAGAGAGAGACUGAAAAGGCUGAAUUCGAUAAAAAAGUUGAAGAACAUGAUUAUGCAACAUUUGUUAUUGAAACAGUUAGAAGAAUGUUUUCUGAUAAAAGUUAAAGUUUCUUAUAAUUGAAUAAUGAAUCAUAAUGGCAAAAAGUCAGAGAUUACUUUAUUAAUGCAUCUGAAUAAGCAAGUAUAUAUGUUUAUAAUAAAUUUAGAGAAAUUUGAAAUCAAGAAGAGUUAUUCUAAAAUGUUUAAUGUUUUAGCUGAAAUUGCAAGUGCUGCUUAAUCUGAAGAUUUCUAAAAUUCACCUACAGUAAACAGAAUUGUCAAUCUUUGCGAUCUCAUGUUGAAACAAAUUGAAGAUAGCAAAGCUUUGGAAACAAAGGCUGAACAAAAAAGAUUGAAUAUGUUUGUGUUAGAAAAGGGUAACUUUGACAAAGAUUUAACCAGCUUAAAUAAUGCUCUUGCUUAAUUAACUGCUGCUAUUUUAGGAUUAGAUAAUAGAAUAUAAGAUCAAAAGAGAGAUUUGGCAGAUUAUAAUGCUAGAUUGGCUGCCAAAAAUAAAUAAAGCGAAGAUAGAGGAGGAGAAUGUAGAGAAAAAGCUUACAAUUAUUAAUUAACAAGAGAAAAGAGGUAAUUUAUUUAUUCAUUUGUGUUUUAGAGAAUAAAAAAGAUAAUUAGUCUCAUAAAUCAUUGGUGCAUUCUCUGCUAAUCAAAGAGACUUUGCAGAAUAUGUUAAAUUAAGAGGAUAAGCUGGAGAUUUCAGAGGAAAAAACUUCCAAAUUCUAGGCAAUCCAACAGAAGAUUGAUUAUGAAAUGUUCUUAAUAUAAACAAAU
Molecule: messenger RNA, 1236 nt
Organism: Paramecium octaurelia
Lineage: Eukaryota; Ciliophora; Oligohymenophorea; Peniculida; Parameciidae
Source: the annotation of a GenBank genome assembly